Messenger RNA from Aspergillus sclerotioniger CBS 115572, 1220 nucleotides. Its product is annotated as CCDC174 family protein. The transcript has a single exon. Gene Ontology annotation, cellular component: nucleus. NCBI's taxonomy places the organism in Eukaryota, Fungi, Ascomycota, Eurotiomycetes, Eurotiales, Aspergillaceae. The coding region runs from base 57 to 1121 and encodes 354 amino acids. The record is from RefSeq and is a predicted model, not a curated record.
CCAACUCACCUGCACCCAUACUAGCUUUAUCACAACUACGCACGAAGACACCCACCAUGUCUAACCCGUCCCUCUACGGCCAACCCCGAAACAAAAAGUCAUCCCAAUCCGACCUCCCCUCCGCUUCCACCCUCGCCUUCACCAGUACCCUCACCUCCCUCAUCUCCAAAGACGACUCAACCCGCGGCGCCGGCCGUCCCCGACCCUCCAAAGCCCCCAAAUCCGACCUCUUCAGCCGCCCCAAUAAAGGCGCGCAGAAACGCGCUGCCGCUGAUCUUCGCGAUAAUGGCAACACCGCCUUUCAGCAGAAGCACCAGCGCACGGAGGACAUCGGAGCUGUGGACGCCGCCACGCUGCACCGGUCCAAGCGGCGGAUGGAGGAGAAGGUGCGGAUGUACGAUGACUUGAAGCGGGGGCUUUAUCUGGCGGGAGAUAGUGAUGAGGAGGGAGGGUCUGGACCGCAGGAUGCGUAUCUCGCGCGAUUGCGGCGGAGGGAGAAGGAAGGGUUGGUGGAUUUUGAUCAAAAGUGGAGAAAGUCAGGGGGCGAAGAUGAAGAUGAAGAGGAAGGGGAAGGGGAUGAUGAUAAUGCGUCGAUCAUCUCCUACGAGGAUGAACUGGGACGGUCGCGGCGCGGCACUCGAUCCGAGGCUGCGCGGGCGGCGGCACUGAAGGAGCAGGAGGACCCACGGGGAAAUACUGAGCGGUGGCGUCCGGCGCGUCCGGAGAACCUGAUCUACGGCGAGACAGUGCAGUCGGAGGCGUUUAAUCCAGACGCGGCGGUUGCGUCGCAGAUGUCGUAUCUGGCUGCGCGGCGGGAUCGGUCGCCGACGCCGCCGGAGGAGAUGCAUUAUGAUGCUGAUGCGGAAGUGCGGAAUCGGGGAACGGGGUUCUAUGCUUUCUCAAAGGAUGAGAAGGUGCGAAAGCAGCAGAUGGAGGAGUUGCUGAAUGCGCGGGACGAAACGCAGCGAGAGCGAGAUGCCAGGCGGGAGAGACGGGCGGAGCGUGAGCGGCUGAGAGACGAACGGAGGAAGAAGGUCGAUGAAUUGCGGGCUAAAAGACGCGCGGAGAUGUUUCUUGCCGGUCUCGGGGAUGUGAAUGUUCUGGCAGAAGGUAGUGGCUAAGGGCGCGUUUCCUUUUUUUUCUGGUUUUGUUAUGACGCGAGAUACCCCUGAUGAUAUAUUAUACUAAUGAGUUUAUUUGUUUUGGAAUGAAUGAUGCAC